Molecule: messenger RNA, 3231 nt
Organism: Ostreococcus lucimarinus CCE9901
Lineage: Eukaryota; Viridiplantae; Chlorophyta; Mamiellophyceae; Mamiellales; Bathycoccaceae
Exons: 1
Coding region: 1-3231 (1076 amino acids)
Biological process (GO): double-strand break repair via homologous recombination
Cellular component (GO): Smc5-Smc6 complex
Molecular function (GO): ATP binding; ATP hydrolysis activity
Source: RefSeq, a predicted model, not a curated record
AUGGCGCUCGCGCGCGAGCGUCACGGUGACUCGAGCGAUGAGGACGCGUCGCCGAGCGCGAAGCGCGCCAAGGCGAGCGAUGCGCGCUACGACGCGCGUGGGUACGUCCCGGGGGCGCUCAUGCGGGUCACGAUGCACAACUUCAUGACGCAUAAACACGCGACGUUCGAGCCUGGGCCGCGGUUGAACGUCGUGCUGGGACCGAAUGGGACUGGGAAGAGCGCGUUCGUGUGCGCGGUGUGCGUUGGACUCGGUGGAUCGCCGAAAUUGCUCGGUAGAGCGGGAUCGCUUGGAGAUUUCGUCAAGCGCGGCGAGGAGAGCGCGUACACGGAGAUCACGCUGCGGGGACGCGACGCGGCGAAACCGAUCAUCAUUCGACGAGAUUUCAAUAAUCGCGCCGGUGGGGCGUCGACGUGGAAACUGAAUGGGGAAACGGUGAAGCAUGAACGAAUUCAACAAGAGAUGAAGGCGUUGCACAUGCAGUUGGACAAUUUGUGCUCCUUCUUGCCGCAAGACAGAGUGGUGGCGUUUUCGAUGCUCAAUCCGCAGGAGUUGCUGUUAGAGACGGAGAAGGCGAUCGGAAACGCAGAGAUGUACGAACAGCACGAAAAGUUGAAGAAGAUGAAGGAUGGGAUUUUAGAUUUAGAGCGGUCGGUGGAUCAAAAGACGAUGCGCUUGGACAAGCUCGGGCGAGACAACGAAAAGUUAGAACGCGACGUCGAACGGCUUCAAACGCGUGAGAAAUUACUCGACCAGGCCAAAGAUAUGUCUACUAAGAUUCCUUGGCUACUUUAUGAUCGAUGCGCGGUGGAGAGGCAGCAGAUUAUGGCGGCGUACAAGGCGGCAAAGGAAAAGGUGCAACAAGCCAAACUCGAGCACGCAGAGAAACUUAAGGAAUAUCAUGAGCUAGAAACGCCGUACAACGCCAUGGUGGAUAAGAUUAAGGAAGGUCGUGACAAUUACAAGGAUACGAAGAGCACGCUGUCGAAGAUGGAUGCAAAAUUUAACAAACUCGCGGGCAAGCACGACGCGCUGACUCGAUCUCUGAAAAAGGCGCGCGACGAAGCCAACUCUGCUAAGAAGAAGUUACAGAAGCGCGAGGAUACGAUCGCUCUGCUCAAGGCACAACUUAAUGAUGUGCCCGAAGUGCCUAGGGAUAUUGAUCAACAACGAGCGGAGUUGAGAACUCGCACGCAAGCGGUUCAUAACGAAGUCAGAGGCACCGACGAGGCGCUUCGUAAGGCGCAACUUGAAAAGCGCCCGCUCGAUGACGAAUUCCAACGUUUGAAGCGACAACACAAUGCGCUCGAAUCCGUGCGCGAGCAAAAGAUCAUGAGAUUGUCGCAGCAUCGCAAUUUUGGUCGCAUCAAGGAGGCAGAUGACUGGGUACAAAAGAAUAAACCGACGUUUCACGGUGAAGUGCUCGGCCCGCUCAUCGCCGAGAUCGAAGUGACGAAUCCCACGCAUGCCACGUAUAUCGAACAGCAUCUUGGUCCGGCUGUUUUGGCGACGUAUCUCGUCACCGAUCGGCGCGAUGAGCGUAGUGUGAACGACGCCAUGAAGAACUUUCGAAUCAACGUGUGGACGCCAAAGAACAACACGCAGCACGUGCCGGGCGUAGUGAGCCAAGAAUUACGAGACGCGGGCGUGGUUAACACGCUGGAUAAUGUGUUCAAAGCUAAAUCUAUCGUUAAGCGGGCGCUGAGCGAAACGCACCAAAUUACCAAAGUGCACGUGGGAGGCAACACGCUCGAUUCGGCGACCAUCGAACGCCUAUUCAGACAAAAGAUAUCCAGUCACAUUUACUGCCCGAAAGGCGUGUACAGAGCAAACCGGUCUCGAUACGACCCCAACGCGUUUUCCAUGGGUCAAAACAGUAUUCGACAGGGCCAGCUCUUCGGGCGCCAGACUGAUGAAAACCUCACAGAGGUGAAGAACAAACUCGCCGAAGUCCAGAGAAAGCUCGUCGCUGUGAACGAAAAAGUGAGCGAACUCCAGAAGUUGCACAACGCCAAACAAGGCCAGCUCACGGAGUUACAAAGAGAGAAGAAUAAUUUGAAUAGACUACAGCAACAACCAGAAACGAGGAAGAGGAUGAUUCAGACGCAGAUUGCGCAACACACCGAUUUGAUGGCUCAAGACAAAGCGGCGGCAGACAUUGCGAACAUCGAGCGCAAGACUGCGGCUGAAAAGGCAAGCAUAUCGAAAGAGCGAGUGAUGUGCGCGAGUGAGUUGUGCGACGUCGUCCUCUCCAGUCACGAGGCGUCGAUCUCGCUCACGUUGAAGGUUUUGCAGUCGGUCGAAAAGCAAGUGCAGAUGACGAAACUGCAAGAGGCGCUGCAGGGUAUUGAAGACAGAGUUAUCAACACAAAAGCCAAGCGUGACGAUCUCAAAGCGCGCUUUCAAGCCGAAACUGAGCGCGCCGCGGCGUUGAAACGAGACGCCCUCGCCGUCACGGGCGACCUCACCGAGGAAAUCAACAAGAAGUUCGAACAAUGGCCGAUUACUAUCGAAGAGCUGGAAUUCGACAUCUCGCGACUUCAAGAGCAAGCGGAUGCGAUCUUGUGUCACAAUCCAGCGGUUUUGGAUGAGUUUAAUAAGCGUAAAGCCGAAAUGGCGACGCUCACCAAGACGCUCGCGAGCGAAAAAGCCGAGCUUGCGGUGGAACACGCGGCAAUCACCUCGGUGAAGAAUGAAUGGUUGCCCAAGCUUCGAAAGAUUGUGGCGAAAAUCAGUGACGACUUCUCGCGGAAUUUCGCCAACAUCGGGUGUGCCGGACAGAUUUCUCUCGCUGGUGACGGUUCCCGCGAGCACGACGGCUUUGGCGACGAUUUUGCGAGCUAUGCGCUGGAAAUCCGAGUCAAGUUUCGCCCGAACGAGGACAUGCACUUGCUCGACGCACACCGUCAAUCAGGCGGUGAACGUUCGGUGACGACGAUGCUGUACAUGAUCGCGUUGCAAGCGUCCACGAGCGCCCCUUUCCGAGUCGUUGACGAGAUCAAUCAAGGUAUGGAUGCGCGAAACGAGCGCAAAGUGUUCAAGCGCAUGGUCGAGGCGGCGAGCGCGCCCGGAACACCCCAAUGUUUCGUCAUCACACCCAAACUGCUCACGCAACUGGAGUACAGCGAAGAUUGCACUGUGAUGUGCAUUUUCAACGGUCCGCACGUGCACGAGAUGGCGAAGAAGUGGCGCGAGAUGCAAGCCGCCUUUGACUGCGUUCGAGCGCGAUAG